Messenger RNA from Adineta ricciae, 1653 nucleotides. The record is from the annotation of a GenBank genome assembly. NCBI's taxonomy places the organism in Eukaryota, Metazoa, Rotifera, Eurotatoria, Adinetida, Adinetidae.
AUGUUACUUUUCAAUCAAAUAUUGAAAGCAACCAUAGAAAUCAAUCAACAACGAUUCGAAAAUGAACUUUUUCAUCUAAGUUCCGUUCGUUUCAAAAUAGUCGGUAGUAGUUUUCGCAGUCGAAAAGAAUAUCGAAACAAUUCAAUAAUCUCAACAGCAUUUUCAUCGGCUGAUGCUUGGAAUGCAAAUGAAGCUUGUGCCAAUAAUCUUUGCGCAAGAGCAGUUAUUCGUACGUUUUAUCGAAUAACCGCCAUAUAUUUGCCAGUCAAAAUGUCUCGUACUCCCGGUGAACCUGUCGAAUAUGAAUGCGAAGAAGUCCUCACGUGGCCAAGGCACGUUUCCCAUACUGUUCAACACCUGUUUGGGACUAUCUGUCAAAACGUACCGCUAACGGUGGGUUAUGUAUCGAAGAGACUUUUGAAAAAAGGCCUAUUUCGUCUGACGAUGCUCCCAACAGAUUUUGAGAUAUUACAUGAUGAUCCAGUUUACCAGUUUUCACAAGUUAAAAACGUAACUGUAGUGUGCAGUAAUGACCAUCAGGUGCUAGUAAUGAAAUUUCGCUUUCCACAAGCGGUCAAUAAGACAGAAUUCGUAACAUUAGAUGAGCUAUUGCGAACAUCAAAUAAGUUCAAUCAACAUACAGAAGAAGAAAUCCGUCGUGUUUAUGAAGAACAUUGUCAAUCGGAAAAGUCGGCUAUUAUUGAAAAGCUACGCUGUACCUCGCCCUUCGGCUUUCCAGUGAAGAGAUCAGCUAAUAUUAUACCAGAAUCAUUGUGUUCUUCGUGUGAAUUAAUCGUCCAACAAACUUUUCACUUGGAGUGUGAUCAUUUCGUUUGCACGUUAUGUUCGCAAACUAAAAUAAAAUGUCAAGCCUGUAACAAAGAUAUUUCGUUUGAAGUGGCGUCACACGACGAAGAUAAGACCCUUGCAAUUCAGACUUCAGCUGUUGUAUGCGUUGCUUGCGAAUGGGAUGGGCUAACUAAAGAGUAUAGCUCACAUCUGUCCAGUAAGCACCCUUUAUUGCUUACUCCUGUUAUUGAGGAUCAACCAAACCUAGACUGUAAUACAAUACAAAUAUCGCGAAAUGGUACUUGCAUUUGGAAAAUAUCAGGCGUUGAAUUCAUCAAACAUAAUGCUGUACUGAAGAAACAAGCAUCGAUCUACUCGCCUGCGUUUUACACUCAUCCAAAGGGAUAUAAAAUCUGUCUGCGGCUGUACGUGAAUGGCGAUUUAACAGGAAAAGAUGCGUAUAUAUCGUUAUUCUAUGUAAUUAAACGCGGUGAAUAUGAUGAUACACUAAAGUGGCCAUUCAACUUACAGGCUACAUUCACAUUAAUUAAUCAGUCAAGUAUCGAUAAUGAAAAUGGUCAUGUCGUCGAAUCUUGUUGGCCUGAUGAAAAUUUGCCGUGUUUCUCUUGCCCAUGGUGUGAUAUGAACGAGGCAUAUGGCUUCCCACAAUUUUGUCAAGUUGGUGUUUUGAAAGCGGACUCUGGAUUUGUCCAGAAUGAUACAAUGUUGAUCCAGGUGCGAUUUGAAGCGUCAGCCAAAGAAACAAAUGCUAUACCGUCACAUGGCACCGGUCAAAGAGCACGAGAUCAAGAACAUGUAGCCGAUGACGCCGGUGAAGAUAUCGACACAUUGAUUUCCGCAUAA